Molecule: messenger RNA, 1407 nt
Organism: Penicillium alfredii
Lineage: Eukaryota; Fungi; Ascomycota; Eurotiomycetes; Eurotiales; Aspergillaceae
Exons: 3
Coding region: 1-1407 (468 amino acids)
Biological process (GO): fatty acid metabolic process
Cellular component (GO): membrane
Molecular function (GO): glycerophospholipase activity
Source: RefSeq, a predicted model, not a curated record
AUGCAAACAGCCAGAACAUCGCUUUCGGUGCGUCUUCGCCCACUUCAAGCAGGGUUCCGAGUUGCGACGUUUGAUGGCGGCGGUGUGCUCGGGAUCGUUUCGCUUGACUCGCUGAAGGCUACUCUUGCUGGGCUUCCUCUCGCUCUCCCGCCUUGCGAAUACUUUGAUCUGCUUGUUGGUACUAGCACCGGGUCGAUUAUCGCCGCAGCAUUGGGGUUUCUAAGAUGGUCCAUAGCACGGUGCGAGAAAUCCUUCAAUGACACAGCAAAGGAAGUGUUUCCAACCUCAGAUAGCAUGUUUCGAUCGAUAGAACGCUUACUGCGACUGCUUUGGACCGGCGCUAAGUAUCCGAGCGGGACCUUUCACCAAAUCCUAAAGAACAUCUUCCAUAGAGAACCUGAUCCCGGUUGCAAGGUAACCCGAGUAGCGAUCACCGCGGCGGACUUUAGCGCCGGGCUUCGAUUAUUCCGUUUUCAUAAUGCUGUCCCAUCCACGAAAUCCCGAUAUCGCCCGAUAUGGAAGGCAAUUGCCACUAGUUGUGCCGCUCCUCUCUACUUCAACCCAGUUGGUCGCCUCCAGGAUGGGGGUAUGGCUGCAAACAACCCCUCCGCCGUUGCUCUCCAGGAGGUGACUCGUUUGUCUAUGAUUCCCUCCCGUAUGCUAGACUUUGCGGCAAGCUUCGGGACGGGCCAGUUUUGCGGCUCGAGUCCGGGCGGGUUGCUCCGUGUGAUGAGGCGCUUGUCGCCGGAUUGGAUACAAAGACUUGGCAAGGGUGUACUUGGCAAUCUGGAUCCUGCUGUCUUGUAUCAGAGGUUUGAGGGGCAGUUGAGCCCGGAGGAGCUAUCCAGACACCAUCGCAUUGACCCUGUCAUCACCAGACCCCGGGUCGCUCUGGAUGAUACAAAUGCUAUUUCUGACUUACGCAGGCUGAGGACGGGUCAUGAUUUAUAUGGAGACUUGCGAUUAUCCAUACUUGCCACGGCAUUCUACGCGAUAGUCUUAGCCUCGCCAUCCUUUGAUGCGGAGGCGGGGUGCUACAAUGUACGAAUUGCCGUGGUUUCAAGGUGGGAGGACGACGACAGCACUCGCUGGAGCCUAUACGGAUAUCUCUGGUCGUCGAGCUUUCUUGUGCAGGGGGUUCAGCGGUACCGCUUUGCGACGUAUUUUGAACUUAAGGUCAUGGUUCCAUGUCUUUCUACGCCUAUUGAUAUUAGUCUGCAAGUUAAAGGAAGUCCCGCCCGCUCUAUUAGCGGCUUGCCUCUCUCGGUUGAGCAGCUUUCCUAUCUCCAAGGGAUUAGCUACAGUAGGGACUGGCCCGUGAGGUGUAAGCGAAAGCGUGAGACGUUCGAUACAUUUAAUCAUCACAAGCGACGGUGCCUAGAAAAGGGCCAGGCAGAUAUUCUGUAG